UAAAUAAUCAUCAGAUAUAGUUAAAUAAAUGGAUAAUUAAAACAAUGAAUUUCCAAUAAACUGCAAAAAGAAUACCCUUGGAAUGGCAUUGGCAGAAUUAACCUAUAAAAAACAGAUAAAAGGCAGUCCCCAGGAUUUAAAAGACUACCACGCUGCUGUAGUAUCGAAACGCACGCUCAAAUCGUUCUUUUGUUGUCAGGUUGCACACAUUAGUAGGGAAUGUAACGCUCUUGGCAAUGUCAUUAACAUUGGAAAUCGUUUAAUUAAAUCACUUGUAUCCCGGGACUUGUACUGGUGCUAGAAGCUCUAUAUCUGUGUAUCUGCAACCUAAUCAUACAAGCGAUCCAUACACAUGUUCAAAGAUAGGGAUAGUGGUGAUAGAAAGGAGGAUAGAAAGGAAGAUUUGGUUUCCAACGAGCUUUGCCUCAGUGACUCAGAAGCAUUGUAGCCCCUAAACAAAGAAUAACUGAAUAACUUGGAUAGAAUAUUUGAUAAUAUACCAAGAACAUUGAAAAUUAAAUCCGAAACUACUAUAUCUAAGGCCACUAUGGAAAAACAAUUAUUUCUAGAUUAAACAAUUAUGCAAUGGACAGAUGGAAGUGAGGUAAACUUUAAAAAUAAAAAAUUUAGUCAAUCAACAAAAUGAAUAGAACGCUAUUACCAUUAGCAUGAUAGGCCACAACAUUUCUUCAAGAUGUGACAAUUUUUCUGACUGUGGUGGUGAUCUUCUUUUACUUGGCAGUGGCGUUUGGUUUGAUGUCAUCCACAUCUCUGGAUUCACAAGCCUUACCAUCAGCACUCUCUUCAGCACAGGCGUCCUCAUCUUCGUUGCUGUGACUACACGCCGUAGCUCUCUCGCCUUCAGGCUCCUUAAACUCCCCGAGAGACUCGUCGUGUACCUCGCUAUUUGUGAUCUCAUGUGGAGCACGACUCACAUAGUGGACCACGUAUACAUGUGGGUCACCUAUGACCACCCACCUGAUCUUUUAUGUAAUGCCCUGGCUUUCCUUCUAUCGGAGUUCGUGCUGGCACAAGGUCUGGUUGUAUCAUUCGCGGCCAUUAAUGCAAUGGUUAUCGUGGUCCUAGGGAAGACGAUUGAACUCGGAAGAUAUGAUUGGAGAUUAGUUGUAGUAGCUUUAGGCUUGCCUACAGUUUGGGGCGUUGUCUUAUUAGUUCUAGGGGUGUUUGGGCCUAGUGGGGCAUGGUGUCUGAUUGACGCCCGAAAGGAGACCUACGCCCUCUUCAAUAAUCUUUAUUCCAGUACUAUGAUCGUUGUAUUUAUGGUGAACCUAUUCAGCUAUACACUUGUUAUUUGUAAGGUUCGAGUUCACAGUAAAAACAUCAAACAAUCCACGCAAGGAUCAGCUAUUAACAAAAUUGCCGCAACAUCAGCGCUGUUAAUUCUUGCGUAUUUUGCCCAGUGGUGGCCAUGGUUUAUAUACGCCAUAUGGUCCCUCAUUGGCAACAGUCCCCAUAUAAUCCUUGUUGUCUUAAACACUAUAUUCUGUAACUUGGGCGGGGCAUUUAAUUUCUUUGCGUAUAGUACAUUCAGAAAGCGACUAGGGGAAAGAAACGCCAAUGUUACGACAGAGAGGUUAGAGGGAUGUGAAGAUGAGGUCCAGGCACCAACUUCGUCCAAGGCAACUAAGGACAUGCGAUAUUGAAUCGCAUAUAGGCGAACUAAGGAUAUUGAAUAAUGCCAUAGAGUACCACUUGUCGUCCCACUUACAUUUCACUUUAAUUGAAUAGAUGGCAGCGACAUACGAGUUCUUGUGUGGUCUUGAACAAGAUAUUCUGUAACUUUGGUCCGGCUUUCAUUUCGUAUAAUCACGGGCUCUUCUCUUUGAUAGAGCCCGUGGUGUAAUACAUUCAGAAAGCGACUUGUUGAAUUCGAAAGAACUCCAAAUGUUGCGAGGAAGAACUUCUAGAAAUAUGUGGCUAUAGAAGUCCAGGCAUCAACUUGGUCCAGGGCAACUGACGACAUUAUAUGAGUCAAAAGAAUUAAAGCUGUAGUUCUACCUACAUUUCUAUAAUUUAAAAGUACAUGCACCAAUUUCGUCCAGGGCAACUUAUCAUCAUGAAUGACGCAAAAGAAUUAACGUUGAUAGUUCCACCCACAUAAGGUAAUUAUUAAAAGAGGCACCAUUUUCGUCCAUGGUGACUACUGUAAGCAUAUUGAAUGACGCAUUAAUUAACUCUGGUCGUUCCUCUAAGGCCCAUUGAAAAGUUUAAAUUUAUGGUAUAAUCGUUCACAUAUUACUUUUCAGGACUUGAAAAAAUUCACUUUUGAAAAAAAUUAUUUAUCUUAUAAUUUUCAAAUAUUUGAAUUUCCCGCCAUUUAAGAAACAGAUGUGUGAGGUCAUUUAGCUGGCAAAAUAUUUUUUAAAAACUUUUCUCGUAC
This is a messenger RNA of Owenia fusiformis, 2401 nucleotides long. Lineage: Eukaryota; Metazoa; Annelida; Polychaeta; Sabellida; Oweniidae. The record is from the annotation of a GenBank genome assembly.